Messenger RNA from Dermacentor silvarum, 2059 nucleotides. Its product is annotated as piggyBac transposable element-derived protein 3-like. Bases 154 to 1962 code for a protein of 602 amino acids. The record is from RefSeq and is a predicted model, not a curated record. The transcript is spliced from 2 exons. NCBI's taxonomy places the organism in Eukaryota, Metazoa, Arthropoda, Arachnida, Ixodida, Ixodidae.
AAAAAGGACACGAAGAAAACGUUUUCAAACCGAAACACUAAUGCACGAAAAACUGAAACAAGCAGUUGAGCUGUUCCUCAGACAGCUCCAGUGGCAUAGACAUCAUUGUUUUCGUCGUCGUCUUCCUCGGAACGCCGGCAAGGCAAAGAGAAAAUGGCGAACAGCAGCAAAGGCAGCAGCCAUGAGGUGACUUUCGCCCCUGGGUUAUUUUACUCGUCGGCAGGGAGACCCCGUUCAAGACAUGUGCGCCUUGAAGAUCCCGAUAUUAUGUUCGCGGCAUUGGGAAACGGCGACCUGUCGGAGGUGGAGGACGACGACGAUGAGGUUGACGAAGAGCCUUCUCUCGCAGAUAUGGGUGACGCUUCAGACAAUGAAUCGGCAACCUCCACCGAUGAAGAAUGUGACAAAGUUUCCACGGAGAAAAUGUCGUGGAGAAGGAGGGCAUCGUCAAAACCGGAGACUGAGUUUCACACCGCUGGGGAUGAAAAUGAGAAUGACCUCGAUUCGCUCCCCACGCCCUAUGACUAUUUUUCUCAGUACGUCCCAAAAAGUGUGUUCGUUGAGCUUGCCGACAAGACGAACAUGUAUUCUAUUUUUCAAGAGGGAAAAUCAGUUCAAACAAACGAGGAAGAAAUAAGGAAACUAAUUUCUUUGCAUUUGGCUAUGGGUGUCAUGCGGUACCCACGGCUGCGCUUGUACUGGAAGCCGUCGCUGAAAACGGAGCUUUUGUCAAGUGUAAACAUGUCACGAAACCGCUUCGAAAAGCUGCGUAACUGCCUGCAUAUAGUUGACGUGAAUGGACCCCACGACAGCAACGACCGUUUGUGGAAAGUGAGACCACUCUUGAACUCAUUUCUCCGAAGGUGUCAAGCGCUCCGUCUGGAGGAGCACCGCUCUUUAGAUGAGCAAAUCAUACCAUUCAAGGGAAAGCUUGACAUCAAGCAGUAUAUCAAAGGCAAACCAAACCCCUGGGGUGUGAAGGUGUUUAUGCUGUGUGGUGCCUUUGGAAUUAUCCAUGAUUUUCUUGUUUACCAAGGGUCUACAACUGAGCUGAACCCGGAAAACAAGAAAGGCUUUGGAGUCACCGGAGCCUUCGUCCUUCACCUCGCCCGAAGUAUACCUGAUGGCAUUGGGCACAAACUGUUCUUUGAUAAUUAUUUUACUUCCUUGCCAGUAUUGCGCGUGCUUCUUGAAAGGAAGAUAUAUGCGGCUGGAACAGUCCGUUCAAACCGGACAGAGAAGUGUCCACUGAAGUCGGAAAAGCAACUGAAACAGGAGGGAAGAGGUUCUUCCGACAGCAUGGUUAGCGGUGAUGGAAAACUAAUCCUCAAAAGAUGGAUGGACAACCGGGCGGUAACAAUGGCAUCGAACUUCCUCGGCAUCGAUGGCGAAGACGAAGUGUCAAGAUGGAGCAAGGCGGAUGGCACCUUCAUAAAUGUGAAGCGUCCCGCUGUUGUCCGGGAGUACAACCGGAGCAUGGGGGGUGUGGAUAAAACAGAUUUUCUGAUAAGUCUGUACCGAACAUCUAUUCGAUCAAGGAAAUGGACCCUGAAAGCAAUAACUCAUUUCAUGAACCUUGCUGUGACGAAUUCAUGGCUGGAAUACAGGCGUCAAGCUGAGAUUCAAAGAGUAAGCAAAACGGACCAAAUGGAUUUGCUGGAAUUCACUUUGAGCAUAGUUACAUGUCUCGCAAAAGCUGCAACUGCCGACCAGCCACGCAAACGCGGCCGGCCAUCUUCCUCUCCCCUGCAGCCUCUGAAAAGGCAAAACUGGACCGCCCAGCGACCAGCUUCUGACGUCCGGUACGACCAAAUCGGUCAUUGGCCCCGGGUAACAGCCGAGCAACAGCGAUGCAAGCUUGAGGGAUGCAAAGGAAAGUCUAAAAACAUGUGUGAGAAGUGCAAUGUACACCUGUGCAUUACCAGCACGAAAAACUGUUUCAAAGCUUUUCACUUAGUCUAAGCUCUGUAUGCGAUUGUUCUGCGCUUUUUCAUGUACAGUGUUACUUUUGCACCCUUCAGAUGUGUACAGAAAUAAGAAAAUAAAUUAUAAUCCCAAA